AUGGCAGUGCUCCUGAUGGGCGGCGUCGUGCCAGAGGUCUACUGCUCGCACCACGUGGAGAUGCAGAUGUUCGCCCACGAGCACGUGCCGUUCGCGCCGGUCUGCCAUUUUGGCCUGUUCAUGUACAACAUAAUUGCGAAGUGGCCUGCAUCCCGCUGGGGCACGCUCAAUGCGGCGCCCACGCUCGUCUUCGCCAAGGACCACCUGGGCACCAGCAACGAGGAGCGACUGCGGCGUGUUCCUUCAGGCUCGCACGACGUGUUCAAGCCCGAGCACGCCUCACAGGCCGAGAGGAGGGAGGUGCGCCUGAAGCGCUUCGGCGUGGACAGCGAUGCCACGAAGGCCUUGCCAGAUGUCCAGGGGGCUAACGUCGACGAAGCGAGGAAUGCGGCGGGCUGGGCGUGGGACGACCUGCUGCAGCAGAGCAAGGGCUGUUGCGGCUGCGAGGCGUUCGUGGGGCACUCGAAAGCGCGGAUUUGCGAGCAGCCCUGGAGAUCGGGGAGAAAAGGCAACAGGGACGAGGCGCUGGAGAGGCUGCGGAAGUACGCGGCUCCGCCCCCGUCGGCAGGCGCCGUGGCGCCGACCGCGCAGCAGGCGGACACCUUCGACAAGCUCAAGAAAGUGCGAGGCACGGCCACCCAGGACUGGCAGACACUGCUUGCGAAGGAGGCCAGGGUGCGGGCGGCGAGGCAGCACCUGGCAGGCUUCGAGACGAUUCAGGACCUGAUGGAAGAGCUGGAGGUCGACGGCGAGGAUGCGAACGCCGACUGCCAGCGCUUCAUGAAGGACCUGGAGCAGUACCAGCGUGAGGGGAAAGGCACACUGCAGGAUGUCGAAACCACGAGAAGGCCAUUCGGAGACCUCGUCAAGGCCUACGGGGUUAUGGAAGACAGGUCAGGGAUGCAAGGCGACGGCAAGAGCGAGGGGCCGAGUCCGCCGCGGCCCGACGAGGGCACCAGUGCGGCCAGCGCCGCGGCGCCCGAGCCGCCCGCCGCGGAGAAGAAGGCGACCGCCGGCGACAAGCACCCCGUCGGGCUGAAUCCCACGGCGGAGGACAGAGUGGGUGCCGCAGGUCGCCGAGCGCCGCCAGGCGCCGCCAGGCGGCGCUCGGCCGCCCACUGGCCAGCCUACUGCCCCGCCUCUCGAGCAGUCCUUUCACAGAAGGUCGGCUGUCGCCAACAUUAA
Molecule: messenger RNA, 1185 nt
Organism: Prorocentrum cordatum
Lineage: Eukaryota; Dinophyceae; Prorocentrales; Prorocentraceae
Source: the annotation of a GenBank genome assembly